This is a messenger RNA of Exophiala aquamarina CBS 119918, 1650 nucleotides long. RefSeq lists its product as uncharacterized. Gene Ontology annotation, molecular function: acyltransferase activity, transferring groups other than amino-acyl groups. Lineage: Eukaryota; Fungi; Ascomycota; Eurotiomycetes; Chaetothyriales; Herpotrichiellaceae. The record is from RefSeq and is a predicted model, not a curated record. The coding region runs from base 1 to 1650 and encodes 549 amino acids. The transcript has a single exon. Gene Ontology annotation, biological process: polysaccharide biosynthetic process. Gene Ontology annotation, cellular component: membrane.
AUGACAGUUGAGAAACGCGAAGAAUCCCAGACGCCAUUUAUCACCGCGGAGGAAAAGGACAUAUUUGUAGAAACGACGAGUGACUACAGCGAUGAAUCCCUCCGUCGUGAGAGACGGAGGAUGAUUCUCUCCAAGGUCGCAUCAUUGGUCCGGCCUGUACAUGCCUAUCGAUUAGGUAAACGUUUCGCAUACUGUUUUGUGCCCCAGAUCGCACGAACCUACAUCUGGAACGACACGGCCUCCAAACCAAAGUUCUUUCCAACGAGUUAUCUGAACGGUCUGCGUGGCAUCACGUCCGUCAAAGUCUUCACUUUUCACUACACCUUCGCUUUCAGCGACUUUGGCUUUGCUCCCUGGGGAACCAAUUCGGGUCACCGAUACAUUCUAGAGCUACCCAUCAUCCGCUAUUUCUAUUCUGGGUUUACCGCACACGUCUUUUUCGGCAUCGCGGGCUACUUGACCACGUUGAGACUGUUCCAGCUGAUCGACAAGCAUGAUCAGGCCUCUCAGGCCAAGGUUCUUCAGACCGUCUCCGGUGCGGUCUUCCGCCGCGGAUUUAGACUUUACCUUCCUGUGUUCAUCGUGACACUCAUCACAACGACGUACAUCCACUUCGGCUUCUACGAAACGAAUCGGCCCUUGUUGCUGGAUCGUGGUAGACUGUUCCCCGGCGUCUGGAACGAACCCAAACCUCAUAUGCUUCCGACCGUCUAUGAACAAUUUCGCUUCUGGCUCCAUGAAAUGUUCGAUUUGACCAAGUUUCUCGAGCAUGGUUCUGUCUAUCCGUGGCACGAUCAGCAUUUAUGGUCGAUCCUGGCUGAAAUGCAAGGAUCUCUGCACUUGUAUGCUAUCCUUGUUGCAACCGCAUUGUGUCGGAGACCCGUUCGGUUGAUUGUGAUGAUUGCCAUGACAUAUGUGUACUUCGUUUGGAACUGUUGGCAAAUUUGGGUGUACAUCCUCGGCGCAAUUGUGGCACAAGUUGAUUUACUGUUGACCGAGCGCGAUGAAGACAGGAAAAACUCCUUGACACUGGAAAAACUCCCGCCUUCUCCGCCGCGCUCGCCGACACAGGGGCCCAGACCAUCGAACUCCUGGUCCCGCUAUCGUCGCUCAGUGCCCCUCACCUACUCGACCGCCUAUUCCGCAUCUCGGGCGUUCGGCUUCUUGGUCGCAUUUUACCUGCUAUCUUAUCCGAUUGAUGGAGCGCGAGAUUACGCACCAGGGUAUAUGACGCUGAACAAGUUCAUUCCAGGAUGGAUGGAGCGAAAGGACAAGUUUUAUCCCAACUUUGGCACCGCCCUCCUCAUCCUGCUGCUGGCACGUUCCGACCCCAACAACUCGAUCUGGCGUCGGAUACUCAACAGCGACUUUGCGCAGUAUCUUGGAAAAAUCAGCUUCGGACUGUACCUUACCCAUGGCCCUGUCCUCCAUGCUUUUGGCUAUAUGAUUCCCCACCGAGUAUGGUGGGCGAUGGGCACCGAGGGUAUCGAAACCGCAAACUUACCGUGGAUCACCGCCGUCCUCAUUGGUUGGUCCAUCAGCCUACUGUUCUGCCUUUGCGUGGCCGAUGUGUGGAACAGGGAGGUGGAGAAUCGAUGUGUGAAGGCGGUGAAGAAAUUAGAAGAGUUUUGCUUUGCACCCAAAAAAUAG